Molecule: messenger RNA, 495 nt
Organism: Anthostomella pinea
Lineage: Eukaryota; Fungi; Ascomycota; Sordariomycetes; Xylariales; Xylariaceae
Source: the annotation of a GenBank genome assembly
AUGGAGAAACUCCGGCUGGGCGUCUUGGCUCUCAUCGUGAUCAACAAGGCUGGUGGUCUCAUCUACAACCGGACCUUUGGAGAAGGCCUGAAUCAGCUGAACACCAAUGACUACCUCGUCCUUGCUGGCACAUUUCACGGAGUCCACGCCAUCACAGCCCGGCUGAACCCAUUCAAGGGUCAACAAUACCAGCAGCACACGCUGUCAAGCACAGGAGAGACGAUACUGAGCCGGCCCGAGCCGCCCUCGGGCCUCGAGGUCAUGGAGUCGGAGAACUUCCGCCUGCAGUGCUUCAACACUCUGACGGGGAUCAAGUUCCUGCUCUUCACCGACACGAUGCAGGCGAACGUCGACGUGGCCAUGCGCAAGGUUUAUGAUCUGUAUUCCGACUACGUCAUGAAGAACCCUUUCUACCAGCUGGAGAUGCCGGUACGCUGCGAGACAUUUGACCGGAAGCUCAACUCGUACAUACGGGAGAUUAACAACUCUCGGUGA